AUGUCCUGGACUCCGAUCUUGCUCCUGCUGCUUGCCCACUGCACCGGUGGUGAUCCCCAGCCGGCACUGCACCAGCCGCCCGCCGUGUCCUCGGCCCUGGGCACCACGGUCCGCCUCUCCUGCACUCUGAGCCGUGACCACAGUGUGGCCCUUCACAGCAUCUACUGGUACCAGCAGAAGCCAGGCCACCCGCCUCGAUUCCUGCUGAAGCACUUCACGAACACCAAUCAGGAACGCGGCCCCCAGGUGCCCCCUCGCUUCUCAGGCUCUAAGGAUUUGGACAGCAACAGGGGCUACCUGACCAUCUCUGACCUGCGGCCCGAGGAUGAGGCCGUGUACUUCUGCGCAGUGGGAAGCCUUGAGACUGAGAUGGAGAGGCGGGAGGAAGAGCAGCCUGCUGCCUCUGGGUCCUGGGCCCCCUGGGACAGCUCGCCUUGA
Molecule: messenger RNA, 438 nt
Organism: Ochotona curzoniae (black-lipped pika)
Lineage: Eukaryota; Metazoa; Chordata; Mammalia; Lagomorpha; Ochotonidae
Gene: VPREB1
Product: V-set pre-B cell surrogate light chain 1
Exons: 2
Coding region: 1-438 (145 amino acids)
Biological process (GO): immunoglobulin production; immune response
Source: RefSeq, a predicted model, not a curated record